This is a messenger RNA of Symbiodinium pilosum, 489 nucleotides long. The record is from the annotation of a GenBank genome assembly. NCBI's taxonomy places the organism in Eukaryota, Dinophyceae, Suessiales, Symbiodiniaceae.
AUGUCUUCCGCCGCGCCUGCGCUGGGUUUGCGGACGCUGCCGAAGCCAGUGCUCCAGAAGCCUCCAGACUGCUUGGACCUCUGGCGUGAGUAUGACACGAUCCAGCACGUUUCUGAAGAAGUGGAGAAAAAGCGGCAAAAGCAGGUUAAAGCUCAAAAGUACAGGGAAGCCCUUGAUUCUCAAAUGCAGCAGGCGCAUGCGCAGCGUGAGGCGGAGGAGGUGGAGAAGCGACACGACAGGGCCAACAUGUUAGCAGAGAUGGAGCGUGCCCAGUCCGCAGCAACAGAAGAGCUUCAGAAGCAGAUUCAGAGGAAGCAGGUGUUGAAAGAGGCCACAGCACAACAACUCGCAAGGGCUGCUCGACACAAGAAGGGCGCAGCGCAACGCGCCAUGCGAGAACAGGAAGCGAUGGACCGUACUCUGGAGAGGGAGGAGCAGUAUCGGCAACAGGAGAUGGCAAGCAACGACAAUUUCUGUAGUGCUUCGUAG